GGGACCCGAGUCCUCCGAGGCGGCGGAACCCGGAACCUGGCGGUGACUUUGCUGCCCUGGUCCCCGGAAGAGGGCAGCCGAGCGGCAGCGCAGGUUUCCCAGCCGACCCUCUUAGGACGCCGCACCCGGAAGUGGCGCUGGAGAGGGAGUACCGAGGUGUAGGCCGGCGGGACGGCGGCGGCCUGAGCGGGGGGUGGGGGUGUCGGUCAUGUUUCCCUUCUGGCCCCGCAGCCCCGGCGGGGAGCGGGCGGCCGGGGCAGAGGAGCCGGCGCCUUCCGCGAGGCAGGCGGCAGCCUCCAGGCUGCCCUCUCCGGCUCCCCCGCCGGCGCUUUCACAGCCUGGCGCUGACGGGGAUCCUCAGCCGGCCGCCCGGAGCCCUCGCCUCCCGGGCGCCCCGGCUCCGGCCCCGACCCCGGCCCCGGCCCCAGUCCCGGUGGCGCGCGCCGCCGACCUGGCAUCGUCAGGAGCUCCCAAGUCGUCGGCUGCCUGCGCCAAGGGAGAGCCGUCGCCGCCCUCCUCGCCGCGCCGGCGGCCCGGGCCGGACUGCAGGGCGGGGAGCCGGGGCCGCCAGGGCCUCAGCGCGGGCCUGAGCGGCCCGGGCGCCAGGUUGUUCGGGUGGCUGAGAGAACGCAGCCUGGGCCGGGGGCUGUUUGUGGACCCGGCGCGGGACAAUUUCCGCACGAUGACCAACCUGUAUGGUUCCAUUCACCCGGCGGACUCGGUGUACCUCAGCACCCGCACCCACGGGGCGGUCUUCAAUCUCGAAUACUCGCCCGACGGAUCAGUGCUGACAGUUGCCUGUGAACAGACUGAAGUCCUGCUUUUUGACCCUAUAUCUUCAAAGCACAUAAAAACACUCUCUGAAGCUCAUGAAGACUGUGUAAAUAAUAUAAGAUUUCUUGAUAACCGGCUGUUUGCAACCUGUUCUGAUGACACUACAAUAGCACUAUGGGAUCUGAGAAAAUUGAACAACAAAGUAUGCACUUUACAUGGCCACACUAGUUGGGUGAAGAACAUCGAAUAUGAUACUAAUACAAGACUCUUAGUAACAUCAGGAUUUGAUGGAAAUGUCAUUAUUUGGGACACUAACAGGUGUACAGAAGAUGGGUGUCCGCAUAAGAAAUUCUUUCAUACACGUUUUCUCAUGCGAAUGAGAUUAACACCAGAUUGUUCCAAAAUGUUGAUCUCAACGUCCUCUGGAUAUCUCUUGAUUCUGCAUGAUCUUGACUUAACCAAGUCUUUGGAAGUAGGUAGCUAUCCCAUUUUGAGAGCCAGAAGAACUACAUCAAGUUCAGAUUUGACCACUUUGUCAAGUUCAUCUAGUCCUAGAGUAUUUGGUUCACCUUGUCACCACAAUGACUCUAAUUCAUCUUCUGAGAAACACAUGUCACGAGCCUCUCAAAGAGAAGGAGUUUCACCACGAAAUAGUCUUGAAGUCUUAACCCCUGAAGUUCCUGGUGAAAGGGACCAUGGAAACUGCAUCACAUCCUUACAGCUGCACCCCAAAGGCUGGGCCACUCUUCUUCGAUGCUCAAGCAACACUGAUGAUCAGGAGUGGACUUGUGUCUAUGAAUUCCAAGAAGGAGCACCAGUACGACCUGUCUCACCUCGCUGUUCCCUACGACUGACUCAUUACAUUGAAGAAGCCAACGUAGGCAGGGGUUACAUCAAAGAACUUUGCUUCAGCCCUGAUGGGAGAAUGAUUUCUUCUCCACAUGGUUAUGGGAUUCGUUUGUUGGGAUUUGACAAACUGUGCAGUGAACUAGUUGACUGUUUACCCAAAGAAGCCAGUCCCCUCCGGGUGAUUCGUUCUCUGUACUCUCAUAAUGAUGUGGUACUGACAACAAAGUUCUCCCCGACACAUUGUCAGAUUGCCUCAGGGUGCCUUAGUGGACGAGUUUCUUUGUACCAGCCAAAGUUUUAGGCACAGCUUACGUCAAGUAAGGGACUCUUUGGGUGUUUGACUUAUAAAUUACUUCAAUUUAGGUGAAGUAUUUUCUUUUUAGAAGAUCUUACAAGUUUGGGUCAAGGCCCUGGUUCUUAGGGGUCUGUGAACAUACCUGUGACCUGAGACUUGGUCAUCCAGCAUCAUUACGGGCAUCUCCAACUUAAGACUAUGCAGCAUCAUCUUUUUCAAAAUUCUUCUGCGCCUGCCGAUCUGUGCCAUUGAACUCCAGUUCUCCUGGUGAUUUUGCAUGGUAGCUCUUGUUAAAUUCUUUCCCUUCCUCAUCUCUUUCCCUCUUUCCUUAUUUCUCUCCCUCCUUUCUGAUUUCCUUUCCUUUUUUUUUUUUUCCCUUAGGAAUUUUGUGGACAUUUGGCAGGAGUUUUGAUUGAGAUAAGAGAAACCCAUGGCACCUAGUAUUAAAUAAAACCCAGAAGUAGGGUGUUAACAUACCAGUUGUUGAAAAGGGCAUUUUACCUUCAUUUAUCAGUACAUUUGGCCUUUCAAAGUUGCUAUUAUAUUUCUCUAUAUUGAGCACAGAGAAUGACAUUAUUGUCAUAACUGUUAGUCUUGCAACAAAAUGUCAUUUAAGUUUCCUGUUAAAAUUAUACAAAAUUUUUCAUUUGAGAAGGAGUUUGUUGUGAAAAAUACCAUCCCUCUUUCAAUAAUUUAUUUUACUUGUAUGAAUUUUAAGUCUUGAAUAUAUGUCCUUACUGGUAUUUUGUUUUUAUCAACAGCAUUGCUAAAGAAAAAAAAAGGAAUAGGAUUUUUCAUUUCUGUUGUACAGAAAAGGAUUUAUUUAUUAGGUUUGCCAAUAUUGAGUCCUAGAGUGAUGAGAACAUUAUGAUUUUUUUGUGAUUGUUUGAGCUACACAGGAUGAUAUAACAGUAUUGGGGUUGAGGGCGGAAUCGAGAGUAAAGUGGUGAUAUUUUCUUGUCUUUCUUGUGCCAGGGGUCAUAGGCUCAACUGUUUGACCAUUAGUAAGCAAAGAGCUAUAGUCCUGUUCAGGUGUUGUUAUAACCCUGGAGUCAGUGACUUGGAUGGCAGACUGAGUGUCCAUAGGAAUACCUGUUUUGGCUUUUGUUAUGAAACAUGGCAAGUGAAAGCAUCAGGCAGAGGCGAAGCACAAGAAUGCUGCUCUGUUGAAUGGCAUUAUGUUGAGAAGUGAUUUGCGAGAAACUGGAAUAAUUCAGGCUACUGCCCUAUCCUUGUCCUCUUAGGUCACAGGCUUCCCUUAGGCUAAACAUUUGGGGGGAAAUGCAGAAACCUGGGCCUUAAGAAAUUCUUAUUCAAGCAGGGGACAAUAGUAAUCUUUAUUCAAGUGGUCUCCAGAUCAUUGUUUGGGGUGGGGUGGGGGAAGAAAACUUUAUAAACAGCAGUCAGUAUUUCUAUAUCCACCUGGUGCUUAAUACAGUCCCUACAAGAUGUUUUGAAUCUUUAAAUAAUAGUAAAUGAAAUCAACUUUAGAAAUAGAAAACUUGGAAUGGAAUGAGUUUUAUUAUUUGAAAAAACAAGAAAAGGUUAUGCAAAGUUAAUAGCAAAGCCAGUACUUGAAUUCAAUACUCCUAAUUGAAUUCAGAUUUCCUGAGAAACUUGCUCAGGGCGGUUUCUUUUGUACUAAGUUGGCUCUUAUAGAUGCUUUGUCUUUAAGUUAUAUUAUUGUGUACCUUAGGAUGGUCAGUAGAUUGAAAAUGGGAAGGCAUGGGAGUAAAUUCUGAGAAUUUCAGUUAUGAGAAGAAAACCUUAGAGAAAUUUAAAGUGAGCUAAAUACAUGAAUAAAAAUGACAUUCCUUUGUAAGACUUGCAGAACAGCCAUUUCCACACAUUCCUAAGUGGUUAUAUCUAAUUUGGGACAAUAUUGGCUCUAGGACACAUUUUUAUAAUUCAAUCAUCUUACCAUGGAUAUUGUAAAAAUUAACAUUUUCUAGUUUUUGAAAAUAUUACUACAGAGCACUUAAAGUACAGGCUUUCCAUAAACUUCUUCUGUACAAAAAAAUAAAAGCAAAUAGUUUUGAAGAAAAACACCUGAAAACUUUAUUGAAAAUAAUAACGAUCAAAUUGAUACUCAAAAUUCCGUAAGUUACAUGAAUUUGGGAAGGUUUGAUGUCAGAUGCUAAACCUAAUGGCACCCAACUCUAAAUUCAGUCAGUGAUUCUUGAUCCACUAUUCCCAAGUAUUAUGUGUUAAAUAAUGUACCGACUUUACUGCUAGCCCUCACCAAAAUAAAAAUAAAAAAAAAAUCUUGCAAAAUAGGUAGAAUGAACCUCAAAUUAACUUUGGAGGUUUUGAUAGGCAAGAAAGAUUAAGUGACUUGGCUUGAAGUUACAGUUGGCUACAGGUAGCUGGACUAGGAUUCAAACUCAGAUUUGUCUAUUUAUUUUACCCAAAGAUGGCUUGCUACUCUAUCAUUUUGCCUUUAAUUUGUAAAGGCUGAUAAACUGGCCUAUUACUUGGCUUGUUUAGUAUCUUCUGGAAUCUUUUCUUAUUACCAUCUGUACCAAGCAAAAGAAUAUUUACAAGACUGAAAAUUUCCAUGGGAAUGAAGACAAUAAACUUGGGGGAUACAUAUCGUCCAUUCCUAACUAAAAGUCCUCAAGCAAGAUAAUCACCUGUGAAGUAGAAAAAGACUGGAGGAUGAAUAUCCUUACAUAAAAUCAGAGCCACAAAAAGUGAGGAUUAACAACAGUGCAAACUCAAAGAACUUUUGCUCUCUUUGAGGUAUAAUCAUAUUCAAAAAGUAACCAGGAAAUAUUAAUCGAGGAAUUAAAUGGCCUCACGAAUACAGUACUAUUUGAAUUACUCAUUACUCUUUCAAGUUCCCAUUUUACUUAGAGUAUACCUGGUCUGAUUUUUUUACUCUUUUAUUCAGUCAUUUUUAUUCAUGAUAAUUGGUAAGUGUAUUAUAAUUGGUAAGAAGUAUUAUUGGUAAAUGUAGUAUAAAUUAUUCUCUUGGUUAAAAGCUGUCUCCUGUCAGUAUUUCUAUGGCAGUGCCAUGUUGAAUCAGAUACAUACAUCAGAUAGAGUGUCUUAUUUUCAGUUUUGAAACACAGUGGCAAAAGAAAAAACACUUCCAAUUUAGUCUUUUAAAAAUGUGUACACUCUUUUUUUUUCUCAGAAGCCCAAAGCAUUUUUUUAUUUCUUGUUACAUCCCUGAGAAAAUGUCAUAUCAAAGUUAAGAAAACAAGCAAGGAGACGGUAAAUCACAUAUUCACUAUUCUUGUAUCUAGAACCAAGUUCACAAUAUAUCUUUCUUAAUGUUAUAUUCUCUUAGUGCAGUAUAGGGAAAAUGUUUUGAGACUUUUAGAAGUUUAGUGGUUUCAGCAUUAGUCAGAACAUACAUGGUACUGAUAUCCAUAACUGUCUGUUAAACUUGUGUUUGCAGGAGAAAUGUUUGACAACUUACUUAUGACAAUCAUCCCCAUUUAGUGGCCAACUAUAACUGAGUGCUGUGAAAAUCCACUCAGUAACACCUUGUGUUGGUCAGGAAGAAACCAUAUAUAUAAAUUUUGGAUAGUUAAUGCAUAUCUCUUAAGUGCCAAAUUUUAAAACUUGUAAUUAUUUUUGAUGCAAAUAUCAGGUAUGUUAGUAUACCUCCCUGCCUUCUUAAAUAGCAUGCUCAGUAUAAUUCACUUUUUCAUGAUGAAAAGUUAUAUUCAUAAUGUUUUAUGAAAUACCCAAUGAGCUCUGAUAUAUAUAUAUCCCAUUUCAUAAAUUUUAAAGGGCUAUAACAAAUAUGAGUCAAUGUCUCUUACAAUGUGAUCCCCUCAAUUCUGAGGUUAAAAACAUGUUUUAUAUCUGCUGAAUAGUGUGUUCUGUCAACAUGCUCCCACUUUCUUCUAAUGUGCUGUCUCAUCCAUUGUGAGCUGGGACAUGAGAUAAUCAAGCCUGUUGAGAGUGUCUACUGGAAAAGCUGGACAAACUUGGGUGCACAGUUUGUGAGAUAGCUCCUUUGAUUGUUUUCUACUUAACUUUCUAGCUAUUAGAAGCUCCCAGGUAAAUCCUAAGCUAGUGAUUUUUCAUUUACUUUACGUAAGAUAUUACAAACUAAGGAUGCUGCUAGAUUAAGAUAUAAAUAGAAAUGUACCAAAGUACAGCAAUGCAACAACAAAAGCUCUGUAUUUGCACAGGGGUCUUUUACAUUUUUACAAAAAAAAAAAAGAAAUCCAAAUAGAUUUAAGACUAUUUUAGUAGCCAUGAAACUUCGUCAGUAACCAUUUAAAAUAUAUGAUUAAAUUGUUAUUGUUACAAAGACAUGGUUUAGUCUCAUUAUAGAAUAAAAUUUUACUAAACUGUAAUCUUAGAGAUGAUUCUAAAUGAUAUCCUAAGAAUGUCUCCCAUUUAAAUGAUAAUGGAAAUUUUUUAUCAAAAGAAAAGUCUCCAAUUUACCUUUAUGCUGCUCUCUUUAGUUGUAAAUGAAUUAAUGGCAGAGAUGUGGGUUUUCUCAAAGGCAGCAAGGAGCACAUCUCACACACACCUCCCAUGUAUGUGUAUAGAAAUGUCACUGUAAGUGAAAAUGUUACCCAGAAAUAAUAAAAUAAUUUUUCAAAUUUAAA
Molecule: messenger RNA, 6495 nt
Organism: Perognathus longimembris pacificus (Pacific pocket mouse)
Lineage: Eukaryota; Metazoa; Chordata; Mammalia; Rodentia; Heteromyidae
Gene: Dcaf10
Product: DDB1 and CUL4 associated factor 10
Exons: 7
Coding region: 209-1924 (571 amino acids)
Cellular component (GO): Cul4-RING E3 ubiquitin ligase complex
Molecular function (GO): protein binding
Source: RefSeq, a predicted model, not a curated record